AUGAACAUUGACGACAAACUGGAAGGAUUAUUUCUUAAAUGUGGCGGCAUAGACGAAAUGCAGUCUUCCAGGGCGAUGGUGGUAAUGGGUGGAGUGUCUGGCCAGUCCACCGUGUCUGGGGACCUGCAGGAUUCGGUACUUCAAGAUCGGAGCCUGCCCCACCAGGAGAUCCUUGCUUCAGAUGAAGUGUUACAAGAAAGUGAAAUGAGACAACAGGAUAUGAUAUCACAUGAUGAACUCAUGGUCCAUGAGGAAACAGUGAAAAAUGAUGAAGAGCAGAUGGAAACACAUGAAAGACUUCCUCAAGGACUACAGUAUGCACUUAAUGUCCCUAUAAGUGUAAAGCAGGAAAUUACUUUUACUGAUGUAUCUGAGCAACUGAUGAGAGAUAAAAAACAAAUCAGAGAGCCAGUAGACUUACAGAAAAAGAAGAAACGGAAGCAACGUUCUCCUGCAAAAAUUCUUACAAUAAAUGAGGAUGGAUCACUUGGUUUGAAAACCCCUAAAUCUCACGUUUGUGAGCACUGCAAUGCUGCCUUUAGAACGAACUAUCACUUACAGAGACAUGUCUUCAUUCAUACAGGCGAAAAACCAUUUCAAUGUAGUCAAUGUGACAUGCGUUUCAUACAGAAGUACCUGCUACAGAGACAUGAGAAGAUUCAUACUGGUGAAAAGCCAUUUCGCUGUGAUGAAUGUGGUAUGAGAUUCAUACAAAAAUAUCAUAUGGAAAGGCAUAAGAGGACUCAUAGUGGAGAAAAACCUUACCAGUGUGAAUACUGUUUACAGUAUUUUUCCAGAACAGACCGUGUAUUGAAACAUAAACGUAUGUGCCAUGAAAAUCAUGACAAAAAACUGAACAGAUGUGCUAUCAAAGGCGGCCUUCUGACCUCUGAGGAAGAUUCUGGCUUCUCUACGUCACCGAAAGAUAACUCACUGCCAAAAAAGAAAAGGCAGAAAACUGAGAAAAAAUCAUCGGGGAUGGACAAAGACAGUGCUCUGGAUAAAUCUGAUCUGAAGAAAGACAAAAAUGAUUAUUUGCCUCUUUAUUCUUCAAGUACUAAAGUGAAAGAUGAGUACAUGGUAGCAGAGUACGCUGUUGAAAUGCCACAUUCUUCUGUCGGGGGAUCGCACUUAGAAGAUGCAUCGGGAGAAAUACACCCACCUAAGUUGGUUCUCAAAAAAAUUAACAGCAAGAGAAGUCUGAAACAGCCACUGGAGCAAAAUCAAACCAUUUCACCUUUAUCCACGUAUGAGGAGAGCAAAGUUUCAAAGUAUGCCUUUGAACUUGUGGAUAAACAAGCUUUACUGGACUCCGAGGGCAAUGCUGACAUUGAUCAGGUUGAUAAUUUACAAGAGGGUCCCAGUAAACCUGUGCACAGCAGCACUAAUUACGACGAUGCCAUGCAGUUUUUGAAGAAAAAGCGAUACCUUCAAGCAGCAAGUAACAGUAGCAGGGAGUAUGCGCUGAACGUGGGUACCAUUGCCGCCCAGCCUUCUGUCACCCAGGCAGCUGUGGCAAGUGUCAUCGAUGAAAGUACCACAGCGUCCAUAUUGGAUUCCCAGGCGCUGAAUGUGGAGAUUAAGAGUAAUCACGACAAAAACGUCAUUCCAGAUGAGGUACUGCAGACCCUGCUGGAUCACUAUUCCCAUAAAGCUAACGGGCAGCAUGAGAUAUCGUUCAGCGUUUCGGACACAGAGGUGACUUCUAGCAUAUCCAUCAAUUCUUCAGAAGUACCCGAGGUCACCCAGUCAGAGAAUGUCGGAUCCAGCUCCCAAGCAUCCUCCUCCGAUAAAGCCAACAUGCUGCAGGAAUACUCCAAGUUUCUGCAGCAGGCUUUGGACAGAACUAGCCAAAAUGAUGCCUAUUUGAACAGCCCGAGCCUUAACUUUGUGACCGAUAACCAGACCCUUCCGAGUCAGCCAGCAUUCUCCUCCAUAGACAAGCAGGUCUAUGCAGCCAUGCCCAUCAACAGCUUUCGAUCAGGAAUGAAUUCUCCGCUAAGAACAACUCCAGAUAAGUCCCACUUCGGACUCAUAGUCGGUGAUUCCCAGCACUCGUUUCCCUUUUCAGGUGACGAGACAAACCACGCUUCCGCCACCUCCACGCAGGACUUUCUGGAUCAAGUGACUUCUCAGAAGAAAGCGGAGGCUCAGCCUGUCCACCAAGCUUACCAAAUGAGCUCCUUUGAACAGCCCUUCCGUGCUCCCUACCACGGAUCGAGAGCUGGGAUAGCUACUCAGUUUAGCACUGCCAAUGGACAGGUGAACCUCCGGGGACCGGGGACAAGUGCUGAAUUUCCCGAGUUCCCCUUGGUGAAUGUAAACGAUAGAGCUGGGAUGACAUCCUCACCUGAUGCCACAACGGGCCAGACUUUUGGCUAA
Molecule: messenger RNA, 2382 nt
Organism: Pipistrellus nathusii (Nathusius's pipistrelle)
Lineage: Eukaryota; Metazoa; Chordata; Mammalia; Chiroptera; Vespertilionidae
Source: the annotation of a GenBank genome assembly